AUGGCGCAGCCUUUAUAUCUUGAGCACCGAGAGGAGUCGCUCAGCUGUGCUCAACUCCUGAAUUCAACAGUCUUCCAUAACGUUCGUUGGCUAUCUGUGUGGCUUAUUUUCGACACUGUGCAACUCAUGGCAACUUAUAAAGUCUAUAUUGCUCAAUUCACAUCAAUGCCGGUAUUCCACGAUGCAAUAUACAUUGAGGCGGACUCUGGUCGCGGAUGGAUGUACCAUGUCAUAGGAGGUCAUGGUCCCGGGUGGGAAAACGAAACGAAGCAACGAAACAAGAUCGAAGAUUCAAGACAAUUUUACAAGAAACAUUUCAAGGGCACUGUGGCCCAGGCUGACCUGCACCGAGUGGACGAAAUCUGUCGCUCGGUGUCCAUGCCUCAAAACCUGUACAAAGCAGGAGUCGAAUUCAGAAGAGAUUGUCGACAUUGGGUGCGCGACGCAUUGGGGAAGAUGGAACAGCAAGGCGUCUUCAAACCCAGCAAGGAGAGAUAG
Messenger RNA from Exophiala viscosa, 498 nucleotides. RefSeq lists its product as uncharacterized. The record is from RefSeq and is a predicted model, not a curated record. Bases 1 to 498 code for a protein of 165 amino acids. NCBI's taxonomy places the organism in Eukaryota, Fungi, Ascomycota, Eurotiomycetes, Chaetothyriales, Herpotrichiellaceae. The transcript has a single exon.